This is a messenger RNA of Lates calcarifer (barramundi perch), 3229 nucleotides long. It is a transcript of the gene ghsra, whose product is annotated as growth hormone secretagogue receptor a. Bases 1342 to 2496 code for a protein of 384 amino acids. The record is from RefSeq and is a predicted model, not a curated record. Gene Ontology annotation, biological process: hormone-mediated signaling pathway; G protein-coupled receptor signaling pathway. Lineage: Eukaryota; Metazoa; Chordata; Actinopteri; Centropomidae. Gene Ontology annotation, cellular component: plasma membrane. Gene Ontology annotation, molecular function: growth hormone secretagogue receptor activity. The transcript is spliced from 2 exons.
AAGGAUCUCAUGCAAAGCUUCUAGAAGACAUGGCUAUUUUGAGUCUUGCCCAAGUCCAUUCCAUUCCUGUGCUCCCUAAGAGACUUGGUAAACACCUCUUUUUUAAAUUGAUGAGCAUGAAGUCCCAGUCAUCACUGCCUAACCUUAACUGCAUCUGUAGGUGGCGUUGCAGCACUGACUCACUGUCACACCACCCUCCUCCCCCCUUGAGAACCACCACUUCACCUGUGCAUGAUGCUUUGCGCACUGGGAGUCAGGAUCCAAACACUGGGUAUGCACCGAAACUAGAGGAGCAACUUUUGAGAACCAGGGUGAAUUUCUUUACCAUGCUCUUCUACUUUGUUUUACUUCAAUCGUCUGGGGUCCUAUUUGCAUGAUUAUGUUGACGAUGCGUCGUUCCUUCGUGGUUAUUGUUACUUUUGUAAAACUGUCUCCGUUCCGUCAUAUAGUGUUUGUUUUCACGGUGGUUGUUGUUUGUCCGUUUGUAUUCGGCUGAGUUUGAGACAGCGGACACGGACAGAUGUUUACUGCUGCCGCUGCGGCAUGAUUACGACCCUGCCUCUGACUCACCAUUAAAUGCUGACCGGUGCAACUCGUCUCCUGUUCUGCCGUUUUUGUCUUACGCUCAAAACGCAGGGGACGCGCUGCUGGUGAUGGGAACUCUUUGCCACUCUUUGAUGCAUGAAGGAUCACCAUGUCUCAUCUUUUCCCCCAAGAGCUGCUGGUAACUAUCACAAACACAAAGGAUGUGGGAGAUAACUUGUCUUUAAGUUAGAUAUUUUUUCUCCUUUUAUCUUUAGACAAUAGAUGUUUGUGCUGCGUUUUCCUCCUGUUUUGUUUGGAAUACCUGCGUACGAAUCCCGGAUGGCGAUGUGUAGCUUACAAACACCCAGCAUGCAAUUUGUUUUGUAACAAAAACAACCACUCUUCUUUUGAACAAGUACUUUCGGCGCCAGAUAUUGUUGGACCACUUCAGAAUGCGUGUUGCAGUCAGACUGGAUAAUUUGAAUCGAUCUAAAAUAGCCCAGUUUUCAUGCUAGACUCUGGAGAGGGCUAUCCGUUCCCCGGAGAACCGCAGACAUCCUGUGUGAGUUCAGAAUUUUGAUUAAGACUUGGUUCAUCUUCACUGGGAACUCUGGGGGCUUACACGAGACUGUUAACAACGAUUGCGAGUAACCUGAUUUUACGCACGGCUGCCAGACUCUGCUACCCACCUCCGCAACAUAGACAGUGAUGAUGGAAGGAAAGGGCAGCGCCAAGGGGCUUGUGGAGUCCCAAACCCGGGGUGCCUUUAACACUCAGGGCCAGGCGCGGCCCCUUGAAUAACCGCGCGGCGACAGCAUGCCCUCUUGGCCCAAUCACUCGGAGUGCCUCUCCCAUAACUGCAGCUGGGAGGAGAUCCACAACCACACAAGGAAUGCUGACCCUGUCCCGCCUCCUCUCAAUUACUACUCGAUUCCUCUCCUCACGGCCAUCACCAUCGCCUGCACCCUGCUCUUUCUGGUCGGGGUGGCCGGGAAUGUCAUGACCAUUCUGGUGGUCAGCAAGUACCGGGACAUGCGCACCACCACCAACCUAUAUCUAUGUAGCAUGGCUGUGUCAGACUUGCUCAUCUUCCUAUGUAUGCCGCUGGACCUCUACCGCAUGUGGAGGUACAGGCCCUGGCGCUUUGGAGACGUGCUCUGCAAGCUUUUUCAGUUCGUGUCAGAAUCCUGCACCUACUCCACUAUCCUGAGUAUCACCGCGCUGUCGGUGGAGCGCUACCUGGCGAUCUGCUUCCCGUUACGCGCCAAGGCUCUGGUUACAAAAAGGCGGGUGCGCGCCCUCAUCCUCCUACUCUGGACAGUGUCUCUUUUGAGCGCCGGCCCCGUGUUUGUCAUGGUGGGCGUGGAGCGGGAUUACAUGGGGCCACCAAAUUUCAGUAGUGGGAUGAAUGAGACUGGCUUCUUUCAGGACGGCGGGGACACCCGGGAGUGUAAGAUGACGCACUACGCCGUGGAGUCGGGUCUGAUGGGAGCCAUGGUGUGGUUAAGCUCUGUUUUCUUUUUCAUGCCAGUGUUCUGUCUCACGGUGCUCUACAGCCUCAUAGGCCGUCGGCUGUGGCAGAGACACCGUGAAACGAACAUCAACUCCCGCGUGGCUCACAGGGACAAAAGCAACAGACAGACCAUCAAGAUGCUGGUGGUGGUGGUACUGGCCUUUGUCCUCUGCUGGUUGCCAUUCCACGUGGGUCGCUACCUGCAGUUCCGCUCGCUUGACGCUCCGUCCCCUCUGCUCUCUGUGUUGUCCGAAUACUGCAGCUUGGUGUCGGUGGUUCUCUUCUAUCUGAGUGCCGCCAUCAACCCAAUCCUCUACAACACGAUGUCCUGGAAGUACAGGGGCGCAGCGGCGCGCCUCUUCGGCCUGACCGACAGCCAGCCAUCGCGAGGACGCACAGCCAGCACCAUGAAGGGCGAGGCCUCGAACGGCUGGACGGAGUCUACAGUCAGCUUCUAAGUCGAAGUUUCUGUAUUUAACAACACCGACCUAUAAGCCAUUAUUUCUGUAAGGUCGAGGACAAACUGCUCUGUAAACGUGGGCUUACUUGCCCAUAAUUGACUGGGAUUGAAAGAACCAGAGGAUGCGAAAAGAGCGAGCCACAAAAAGCUGCAAGCCUCCAUUCUCUUUGUCAAUAUGCAUCAAUAGAGCUUCGAUUUUUUCAAACAGUUCAUUUUCUUGUUGGAUAAUAUGAGCAAGUGGCAUCCCUAUUCAUACAGCUCAGUCAGCAGCAUUUGAAAAGCAUGACUGGUGGAGUGCAAAUUCACACUAGCCUGAAGUGCUUAUAUUAAUCCAAAUGUGAACAACAUACAGCUGGGGCCCACAUGCCCCUGUACACACAGACAUAUAUGUAUAAAUAUUGCAGACAUGUACAAUUGCCUUAUAUUGUAUUCAUAUUCUGGAUGACAAAGAAAGCACUGUAGAACUUGUGGCACUGCUCUGUACUCCUGUAUAGAGGGGCAGAAGUGCAGUGUGUGUGUGUGUGUGUGUUUGUGGUUUGUGUGUUUGUGUGUGUGUAUGAGAGAAAGAAAGAGAAAGAGAGUAUCUUCAUGUGUGUAUUGUGUGCCAUGCUUUUGGAUGUGAUUCUUGUAAUUAGUUGGAGAGAGUGUGAAGAUGUACUACAUUACUGUUAUUCAUUUUUUGACAUGCUCAGUGCACUGUAUCUUGGAAAUUAAAGUCCAUGCUGUGUUGA